CUGAGAUUUGCAUUUACAUUUUACAAUGAAGUGAAGACUUAGUGAAAGACUUUGUUUAAAAAAUAUCUUUAAACAUAAAGUUUUAUAUCAAUUUAAACAAUGUCCAACAAGGCAAUGAAAAGCAACACCUCUGGACUUUCGAUUGGAAAGAUUUAUCUUCUUGUCUAUAACGCCGCUCAAACUCUUGGAUGGUCUUACAUGCUAUGGCAGUCAUUAGUACAUUUUUUGAACCGUGGUACUUUGGAUGCUUUUUGGAGUGAGAUCAAGUGGACUGUCAUUAUAUUUCAAAAUGCUGCUGUAUUAGAGAUUUUACACGCUGCUGUAGGCUUAGUUCCAUCUAGUGUAUUUGUAGUUCUUAUGCAAGUGUAUUCAAGAGUGUUUCUGGUAUGUGGAGCUUUACUGGCAACACAAGGAGCGACUACAAGUCCAGGGUUGCCUCUGUGUAUACUCGCCUGGUCGAUAACUGAAAUCAUAAGAUAUGCCUACUACGCUCUCAAUCUGGUCGAUAUUGUACCCUCAUCGCUGACGUUUUUGAGGUAUUCCACGUUUCUCGUGAUGUAUCCCCUCGGUAUUACUGGAGAGCUGCUCUGCAUGUACCACUCAUUGGAUGAAAUCUUCGAGAAAAAACUUUUCACCAUCUCAAUGCCGAAUGCUUGGAAUUUCGCGUUUAACUAUUACUAUUUUCUAAUUUUCUACAUGUUCUUGUAUAUCCCAUUGUUCCCAGUACUGUUUGGUCAUAUGUUAUCGCAGAGAAGAAAAAUGCUCGGUAAAGAACAGAAAAAAUCGAAAUCGAAUUAACUUGUAACAUUAUUAUUAAUGUGGACUGGUGUGGGCUGAUAAAAUAGAAAAAAAAAAUUAAAAUAAAGAAGAAGUAUUUUUGUAAAGUUUAGACAUAUAAAUUUUUAAACUUCGUUUUUAAAACUCUUAAUUUACAUUUUAAUAAGCUGUCGUCAGGUACUAGUUUACAGCUAAAUUACAAUUUACAGAGAUUAAUUAAACUUUCACAGAUUAAUUAAUAAUUUCAUUGCGAAUUUCGGAGUCUUGUCGGGCAAGCGUGAACGAAUGCGCAAGCGUGAAAAUGCACUAAAGCUACUAUUUAACAUCUACCUAGUUUCGCCACGCCUAUGGAUGCCAGUUUUAAAUGAAUCUAUCUUUAGAAAGAGCUUAGUUUAGGAGUAAAUUACUUCACUUCCCAAGUAUGUUCACGCUACAUUUGACAGAAUGUCUG
Bombyx mori (domestic silkworm) is the source of this 1228-nucleotide messenger RNA. It is a transcript of the gene Hacd1, whose product is annotated as protein tyrosine phosphatase. The record is from RefSeq and is marked validated. Gene Ontology annotation, molecular function: 3-hydroxyacyl-CoA dehydratase activity. Gene Ontology annotation, biological process: sphingolipid biosynthetic process; very long-chain fatty acid biosynthetic process; fatty acid elongation. Lineage: Eukaryota; Metazoa; Arthropoda; Insecta; Lepidoptera; Bombycidae. Gene Ontology annotation, cellular component: endoplasmic reticulum membrane.